AAUAUUUCCCUGCGAAAGUGUUCACGGAGUUGGUUACGCCCAGAUUGACGGACGUGAUAAAACAGAGAUACCGUGAGGGAAACGAGAACAGGGAGCUGCGGAUAGAGGAGACGGGUGGGUUAAGUGGCACCAUGCAGUAGCAACUGAAGAAACACCGGCUCAAACAUCAUCUUUCCCCGGUCUUAUCCGGCUGUCUUCCGCCGCUAGCCGUCCUACAACAGGAGGACCACACUUUGAGUUGGGAAUCUAUGUUUUCUGUGGUUGGAUGGACAAGGCAAAAGAAAUCAAAUGGAUGUUCCUCCUUCUCUUCAUUGCUACCCUCAUCUUCAUCCUCUCUUACACUAUGAGGACACCCAGGACGUACAGGUCCACCCCGCAGCCACAUGGGCCUCCAAAAACUUGCCCCUUGCGGCUCUCUGAGCAGACCAUCACCCCCCUCGACAAGACCAAGCACUUACUGGUGUCAGCCUACAUGGACCAGAGAGAGAAAGGCUUGGAUAUACGCAUCAUUGGCAUAUUUAAGAGAGACUCCAUCCAACCCCUUUACUGUCUUUUCUGUUGCACAGGCCAGUUAUCAAGUAAAACAACUCCAGCAACAAUUUUACAGCACUCAGACAACUUUGGUUUUCCCUUCGUCACUACAGAUGUCAUGUGUCAGAUUCCUCAAAACUGCAUGGCGACACAUGUCAGUCUCCUGACUCAGCCAGACAGUAAGAUGGUAUUUAACCAGACUUGGCUUCUUAUAAGAAACCAGAAGACCAGUGAGAAGGAGGAGAAAAAGUUGCAGUUUGACUUCACUGUCUGCAUCUCCAACCUGUUUGGAGACUACAACAACGUACUUCAGUUUGCACAGACCCUGGAGAUGUACAGGUUGCUGGGUGUGGACAGAGUGGUGAUCUAUAACACCAGCUGCGGCCCAGACCUCGACCGCCUGCUGCAGAGCUACAGCCAGGAGGGCCGUCGGAGAUGGGUUCCUUCCCCCCCCAUCGACCACCAUCUGAAACCAUCUCGAGGCUGGCUCUUCUCAGAGAGCGGAGGUGACGUGCACUACUUUGGCCAGCUGACCACGCUUAAUGAGUGCAUUUACAGAUCCAUGGACCGCUCACGCUACGUCCUGUUGAAUGACAUCGAUGAGAUUAUAAUGCCAUACCAACACAACAACCUGAUGUCUCUGAUGGACAUGCUCCAAAAGCAGCAUCCAAAUACAGGAGUGUACCUCAUUGAGAACCAUAUCUUCCCCAAGAAACAUUUUGAGCCAAGUGGGAGGUUUCACCUGCCUCAGUGGAACGGAGUGCCAGGCAUUAAUAUUCUGGAGCACAUCUACAGGGAGGAGCCCAACAGAAACAUAUACCACCCCCACAAGAUGAUAGUUAAGCCAAGGUCGGUGGGGUGGACGUCAGUGCAUGAAGUGCCCAAGUACUAUGGAGAACGGUUCAAGGUUCCACCGGACAUCUGUCGACUCAUACAUGUCCGCGUGGCUUUGCAAGGGUCGUUAACGGUGGAGCAGCUCCACGAGGACAAACGACUGUGGGACUUCCAAGAAAAACUGAUUCCCAAUGUGGACAAAGUACUGAGGAGAGUGGCACUGCUGAGCUCAGAGGGGCACAGGUGAUGGAUGGGAUGGACGGACACUCAGAUGGACACACAUGCUGAACAGGUUGAAUGUGACUCUCUCCAGCUGGGAUAUUUCAUAACAUCCAUGGAGUGUCACUGCCAUUAUUUUCUGAAAUGUUGCCUUCUUUUGCACUUAAAGGCCACCACACUGCCCUCCCUCAGCAACAACUGCCCUAAUGCAGGUGCCGACGCCAAGAACUAUACCAAAUUAAAUGCUGCUCAGUUGGUAAUAUUUUAAGAAUGCUCAACCUAAAGAACUGUAGCUGUACACUGUGCUGAGAGUGAUUCUCAGUGAGUCUGAACUGAACUACUGUAUGUGUAUAAUUUAUUUGUAAUCAUGGUGUCUUAUAAGUUAUUCUGAUAGCAAGUUUUUUGUUUUAGUGCAGUUUACGUGUUGCUUUGGGCUCCGUUUGUCUCAGAAGAUUUACCGUUUUUGUAGAGCGAUUCCUUGAUUUUAAGUUGUUCAUUCAGUAACCUCUGCUGUCAUGUGUCCUUUCCAGGGUGUUUGGGCUAAAUAAGCGUCCAAUCAAAAAGGCAGCUGCGUGCCAAGGUGAACUUGAUUGUCUGUCGAAACAAGCACAGGUUUAGUUGAACAGGUGACCAAACAUACGUGAAUUUGCACUCCCCUUUGAACUUUUAAAAAUGAGCCCCAUUGUCUUAGCUGUAGAGACCUGCCCUUAUUUACUGAACUUCUAUUAGACCAAGUCUGCAGCAGGUUUUUCUUCCUGUGUACUUAAUACAAAUAUUUAAAUGUUAUACGAGAGUCAAAGGCUAACCCCGCCCGUCAUAUGAAGCCGCUUUCCUCUUAACUAACACCUGUUUAGCUCAGGUCACCUUCAGUGCUUUGUCAUCCCUUAUCACAGUCACUAUAAUUACACUAAAUCAUGAAGUGUGGUCACACCCUG
This is a messenger RNA of Perca fluviatilis (European perch), 2519 nucleotides long. RefSeq lists its product as uncharacterized. The transcript is spliced from 5 exons. NCBI's taxonomy places the organism in Eukaryota, Metazoa, Chordata, Actinopteri, Perciformes, Percidae. The record is from RefSeq and is a predicted model, not a curated record. Bases 266 to 1612 code for a protein of 448 amino acids.